This is a messenger RNA of Mercenaria mercenaria, 1395 nucleotides long. RefSeq lists its product as uncharacterized. Bases 304 to 1248 code for a protein of 314 amino acids. The transcript has a single exon. Gene Ontology annotation, molecular function: palmitoyltransferase activity. Lineage: Eukaryota; Metazoa; Mollusca; Bivalvia; Venerida; Veneridae. The record is from RefSeq and is a predicted model, not a curated record.
GUAUAGAGGUAUACAAAGAAUGAUAUUAAAAUUUUCAUUGAUUUCCCAGCUUAAUCUAGAUCUAAAUUGUGGUUUAAAAGGGCUUAAAAGAUCUGAUAAGACGCUUAAGGAUAAAGCAAUGGAAAGAUAUUCAAUAUUCAGUUUUCAUAAUUUUAUUGUAUAUUAAAACUAGUAAAAACAAUGUAUCGGUACAAAGUGUUUUGGACUUAAUAAUGUAAUAAACAGUGGUUUACAUGAUGUUAUUACUCAUCAGAAAUAGAAAAAAUUGAGUAGCUUUACAAGUUCUAAGUUUAUGUUUGAAGAAUGGCAAUUUAUUCGUUGAUAUUUCGACGCGGAGUUUCUAGCCAAAUUCGCUUACAAGCUUUACUGAACGCAGUUUGUGCCAUAUAUAUCAUAACGAUGACUGUGAUGGUAACGCACGUGUCAUUUUUCUAUAUUGUACCGGAAUGUUACGGACAUGACGGAAUGAUGAUCUUUAAACAUAGACUGGGUAUUUGGUAUAUAUUUACUGCAGUCGUAGGAAAUUACCUCACGUGCAUCUUUACGGAAACGGGAACUAAACCGGAAGUGAAUGUUUCACAAGGUGGUAAAGUAGAGGAAAGGGACAGACAUGUGCCUGCCAAUUGUAAAAUUGUUAAAAGGAAAGUACGAUGCAAAGACGAAAGGCAGGGGCAGAUCCGUAGGAAAAAAUCUGAGAAAUUUUGCCGAACAUGUAAUAUUGCUGUUUCGUUAAGGACGCAUCACUGCUUUUUAUGUGAAAAAUGUGUAAUAAAACGAGAUCACCAUUGUUUCUUUAUGGGUGUUUGCAUCGGAAAAUCCAACCAUGUGUACUUUAUUCUUUUCACUUUGUUCAUGGGAAUAGGUACUUUCUAUGGAUUGUUAUUAAUUGCCAAGUAUCUAUACUUUCUUUAUGGAAUUCAAUUUCAAGGACCACAGACCUUCUUUUCUUUAUUCUUCAACACUAUUGUAACUCUGUUACAAGGUCGGAUACCAUCAUUCCGAUAUUUAGGAUUAUUUCUGAUGUUGUACGUGAGUUUAGCAGGUACACUAGUUUCGUUUGGAUUUUUGUUUUGGCAUGUGGUUAUUGUAACACGUGGACAAACAAGUUAUGAAGCAAGAAUGGGAAUAACUAAAUAUUCGAAAGGGACUUACAUGGCAAACAUUCAACAAGUUUUCAGUAGAUAUAAUAUAAUAUCGUUGUUGGUCCCAUUUUGGGACCUUGCAAUGGACAACAUCAGUUCAGGAUAGCAGAGUCAUUUGUUGAAUAUUUCAUUUGUUUUUGACAAUAUAUACACUGUAAGGUGAAAAUGCUGAAACUUCUCAAGGUCACAGUAUUUGCUAUUCUAAAAUUAGUUUUCUUUGAAUUUGAAUAAAAUAUCUUUGUUAAUACAACAG